Pimephales promelas (fathead minnow) is the source of this 1130-nucleotide messenger RNA. It is a transcript of the gene myl1, whose product is annotated as myosin, light chain 1, alkali; skeletal, fast. The record is from RefSeq and is a predicted model, not a curated record. Gene Ontology annotation, cellular component: myosin II complex; contractile muscle fiber. Gene Ontology annotation, molecular function: calcium ion binding. NCBI's taxonomy places the organism in Eukaryota, Metazoa, Chordata, Actinopteri, Cypriniformes, Leuciscidae.
CUUGAGAAUGCUGAGUAUCCUCCAAGCUGUGGUCCACUCCCUUUACUAACUUCCUUCCCGGCGGAAAAAUAGACUAGGAAAAAUGGCACCUAAGAAGGACGCUAAGAAGCCCGAUCCCCCCAAGGCCGCUGCUCCCGCGCCCGCGCCCGCACCCGAACCCGAGGCCCCACCUCCACCCGCAGGAGUGGAUCUGUCCGCUGUGAAGGUUGAUUUCACCCCGGACCAGAUGGAAGAUUACAGGGAGGCCUUCGGACUUUUCGACAGAGUUGGUGACAGCAAAGUAGCCUUCAACCAGAUUGCAGAUAUCAUGCGUGCACUGGGACAGAACCCAACCAACAAAGAGGUUGCAAAGAUCCUGGGCAACCCCACCGCUGACGACAUGGCAAACAAGAGAGUCGACUUUGAUGGGUUCCUGCCCAUGCUGCAGUUUGUGAUCAACAGCCCAAACAAGGCAUCAUACGAUGACUACGUUGAGGGUCUGCGUGUAUUCGAUAAGGAGGGCAACGGAACAGUAAUGGGUGCUGAGCUGCGUAUCGUCUUGUCAACACUGGGUGAGAAAAUGACUGAAGCUGAGAUCGAUGCUCUCAUGCAAGGCCAGGAGGAUGAAAAUGGCUGUGUGAACUUUGAGGCUUUCGUCAAACACAUCAUGUCUGUGUAAGAAGUGAAGAAACUGAAGCAUUUCUCCAGAUUCCAUGAUGUCAGGACAUCCACACAAUGUUUCCAAAACCAACUCAGAAACGGAUAAAAGGGACACGGGAUGUUAAUCAUAAACAUUUAUUUUGUAAUUUGUUUUUCCUAUUUUGUUUUCCACUUGACUCCAAUUUCUCUUGUCCAUUUGUGGAAUCCAUUCAUAUUUUUUUUCCAGCUAGUAUUAUGAUGUUCUUGCCGGGACAAGCCUCUCCGUAGCGGAACAGUUGUGAGUGGUGGGGGGUGUGUGGGUGGGGCAUCAUGGGUACACAAAAAUUUGAACCACGCCCCCUUGACCACUCACUGUCUGGAUCGCAAAGUCAAAGGUGCUAAAUAUACUGCCAUUAACGGACUGCUUGCAAAACCUCCUUCCCCUUUCCCCAGAGUCUUAAUUUAUUUUUCGCCUCUGUUAAUUCUCAUAAUAAACUUUUCACAAAGUAUCA